GCGCUCUAGAACAAAUCAGCCAAUGUUCUGAAUCUGAAUCCGAAUCCGAAUCCGAAUCGAGACGUUACUUUUGUUUACAACUCACGUUUUGUUAUCAUAUCAACGGACGCGACUCUUUCUUUUUAUUUUGUGUUUGCCGAGAGCAAAAGAGCUUUUCACUGCUUUCGUGCGAUAAGAACUCAUAAGAACUCCCCACUUAGAAGCCCGAGUUCCGAACCCUUUCAGAUCUCCCAGCCAGAAUGUCCUCCGGAAAGAUCCUGCCACGUCGCCAGGCGGUCCCAGUCCUCUACACCAGGGGCACCCACUACGAAGUGGGCUUCGAUAUGGGCCGCACAUUUGGCUCGAUGAUCAAGAACUUUCUGAUCUUAUCGAAGCCCCUCAACGAGACCUACUUGCCGCUCUAUCAUUCCCCAAAAGGCAGGCAAAUCUACAAUGAGACCCUGGGAUCGGUGAAGGACAGCUUCCCCCAGUACAUUCGCGAAUUGGAGGGCGUGGCCGAUGGUGCGGAGGUGGAAUUCCAUAAGCUAUUUUUACUGCAUCUGGAUGAGAUUCUGCCGCAGGCUUUGAAGCACCAGCCGCGCAGCAAAAACCAACCCACCGGCUGCUCCACGAUCAUUGUCAACCAGAAGAAUUGCCGUCUCUUGGGCCACACCGAGGACGCCCUCACGGAGACCCUCAACCACUACUACUUCGUGGUGGCCCACAUCAUCAGCGACAAGCCGCAGGGCAAGUACAACGUGAAGGAGGAGCACUUCAUGUCCCUCUGCUACGCCGGCCACCUUCCGGGAUACACGAUGAGCCAGAACCACCACGGCCUGGUCUUCAGCAUCAACACUAUCAGUGCGGAGCUGUUGCGCAGCGGCAAGACCCCUCGACACUUUAUCACCAGAGCUCUGUUGGCCACCAGCAACGUGGACGAUGCCUUCCGGGUGCUCAAGGAUGCGGGCGUGGGAGCAGCGGAUGCCUGCUCCAUCAACUUUACCUUCCUGGCCGAUCCCCGCCAGAUGUGCUACAAUGUGGAGAUGGCUCCUUCGCCGGAGCGCAAGAACGAGUCGCAUUUGAACAUCAAGGAGGUGCCGCUGGGCGAGCAUAAUUACCAUGUUAACCAGUUCGAUCGCAUCCGGCAGGAUCAGGCCAACGAUCUGAUGAUCGACUCGAGUAUCUCGCGAAUGCAGACCUUCGGUAGCUACAAGCCGCCGAUGAGCGAACAGGAUGUGCGCCACAUGCUGGGCGACGUCUCCGGCGGCGUCUACUGCGUUUGGCGGGAGAACAAGAGCUGCGACGAGGUGGUGAAGACCAUUGCCGUGGGCAUCUUCGAUCUCUCAGCCAGGACGAUCUCCCUGUACUCGGACAAUCCCAGCGAGACGGAGCCCCACUGCCGCCUGCCGCUGCUCUUCAAGUAGAUCCUUCGCUA
This is a messenger RNA of Drosophila takahashii, 1414 nucleotides long. RefSeq names its product C45 family peptidase tan (gene t). The record is from RefSeq and is a predicted model, not a curated record. Lineage: Eukaryota; Metazoa; Arthropoda; Insecta; Diptera; Drosophilidae.